GUCAGAGCCCAGUCCCGCUCUCCACCCUCUCCUCUGUGCAGCGGAUCACCCAGUCGCUUCUCCAGCCCAGUCCUGGACCAGCGCAGCCCUUUUCUCUCCAUCCGCAUUGCCUCAGUAGUCCUCACUCCAUCACCCUACGCCCCCUCCCCAGGCAGUCAGGGAUCCCCAAGGGCCAGGCACCUCAAACCCUCCCGGUCCUCAGUGUCACCCCUCAGUGAGAUGUGCUCCCUGGUGGAGCUCUUCCCUGAGGCCCUGGACGCUCUGGCGGAGCUCUUCUCUGAGGACCUGCCCUCCGAUGAUGCCAUCAGUGAGAGAAGUGGAGUCUCUGAUGAAUUCAACAUUAAUAUUAUGUCACUGGACGACCUCGCACCGGUCACGCUUGGAAUGUCGGAGAAAAAAAAAGAAAAAAAGGUGUGUGAUAAUGACAGCCAGUGGUACUGGAGGUGUGAGGAGAGGAUCCCAUCAGAAGAGCCCAGGGAGGACUACAAGAGUGAGAUCAAGACUGAAACAGACCAGAGUAGUGUCAGCGAGAUCUCCGAGCACUUGGGAGACAGAGACGGGGACAAAGAUGCAUUGGGAGGUCAGCGAGGUCAUGGACUACAGCGUCUCAGACACAUCUUGGAGCGACAAGUACUCCAGUGUCUCAGAGAAGGACAAUCAGUCCCACAUCAACCACAGACUACAGUAAAAUCGCUGAUUCAUUCCGUGGCAGCAGGGCUUUCUAUUCCAGGUCAUCUCGCUCCCACUCUGUGGCUGAAACUAUCAUGCCGUCUCAAGUUUUGAAGAGGCGCUCGCCGAGGUGUGUGAGAGAGGCCCCAGUGCAGACCCAAUCAGAGUGACUGGCCUUCACCUUGUCCGAGAUGCAGACCCAACCAGGCGGACUGGCCUUCACCUUGUCCGAGAUGCAGACCCAACCAGACGGACUGGCCUUCACCUGGUCCACCAGUUUGUCCACUAACUAAUGCAUACAGCCCUGCUGUGUUUGCACUCAACAUGCUGAGGCAGCAGCUGGCUCUCACCAGACACUUUGUCCAGACCAGCCGCCACCUCCACUCCCUGCAGACUACACAUACACCACACUGGAGGACACCAAGGAGGUAGGCUACUCUAAUGCCCAAUCAUAAAUUAAUCGCUACACACUCGUGUAGUACUGAAGGAAUAAUUGAUAGUCAAACGCCGCUCCUUGUCACUCUUAUCUGAGGGACUGUCGACCAUAUUUGCUGUGGACCCAAUUGUGUUCACACUUCUGUGCAUUUGUAGUCAUCAUGAUCCAAGACAAAAAUGGACAUUUUCAGAGUUUUUCCACUUUUCCUGAAUUGACUAGAUUUGUAGUGGGAUUGAUUUGUUGUAGUUCAUUGGCUGUCACAAGCCUCCCAAACUGACCACGGAGGCGGCCUUGGAGGAGAUUCUUCAGGAAAUGAUGGAGCUCCACUACAUCUGACACUGAGAAUGUAUGGAUACUUUACCAUUCUCUAUUAAAAAACCUUUAAUGUGUUGGGGCUUGGGAAAUGACCUAGAUCAAAAAGGACAAUCUAUUCAAAUGUGUCAUACUUUCUAUAGACGUAUCAGUGGCGACCCCCGUUUUGAGCACCCCUGUUUUGCAUGUUAUUUUGGCAUUAAUACAGUGUCUCACAUAUGUUUGCAAACAAUGUAAAAAUAUAUAUAUAUGUAUAUAUAUAUCAUUGAGUUAA
Messenger RNA from Oncorhynchus tshawytscha (Chinook salmon), 1691 nucleotides. RefSeq lists its product as uncharacterized. The transcript is spliced from 3 exons. NCBI's taxonomy places the organism in Eukaryota, Metazoa, Chordata, Actinopteri, Salmoniformes, Salmonidae. The coding region runs from base 220 to 783 and encodes 187 amino acids. The record is from RefSeq and is a predicted model, not a curated record.